UAAGAAAUAAUUAUGUACUUAAUCCAUCAAAGAAAAGGUUGUGUUAUUCAAUGCUUCUAUAAGUACUAUGAUGAAGGCAGUAUCUACGUCAGUGUUCAUGUUGACCCUUUUGGUCAGUUUCGCAACGGCCCAACGGGUACCCAAGCACCUUGAAGAGGCAUGGGAUGCCGUUACAAAACCAUUUAAGGAGGAGUGCAUCGCAAAAACUGGAGUUAAUUCUGUAUAUGCGGACCGACUGUUCUUAUAUAGUGAAUAUCUCGAUGAUCGUGCAUUGAAGUGUUACUUGGCAUGCCUUGGUAAGAAUAUGGGAAUCUUAAACGCCUCGGACGAAUGGGUUAAGGACGAAUUUAUACGACAAGUGGCUGGUAUUACACCUGCAAUGUUUGAAUCAUGUAUGGAUGAAACCAAAUUUGAAAAUGAUGUGUGUGAAAAGAGCAUGACCAUGGCAAAAUGUAUAGUUCGACAUUUAAGCAUUUAAGCGAGUUGCAGCACAUAAUUAUUACGUUUAGUUUUACUUAGUCAUAUAUCAACCCCUUUUUUUCAGCUUACGUUGUUAAUGAUUUCGUUUGUCAAUAAAGCUUUCGUAGUCGAUUCUAA
Messenger RNA from Photinus pyralis (common eastern firefly), 597 nucleotides. RefSeq lists its product as uncharacterized. Gene Ontology annotation, molecular function: odorant binding. The transcript is spliced from 2 exons. The record is from RefSeq and is a predicted model, not a curated record. Bases 68 to 478 code for a protein of 136 amino acids. Lineage: Eukaryota; Metazoa; Arthropoda; Insecta; Coleoptera; Lampyridae.